Messenger RNA from Myxozyma melibiosi, 4281 nucleotides. RefSeq lists its product as uncharacterized. Gene Ontology annotation, molecular function: tRNA (guanine) methyltransferase activity; RNA binding. Gene Ontology annotation, biological process: tRNA methylation. The coding region runs from base 1 to 4281 and encodes 1426 amino acids. The record is from RefSeq and is a predicted model, not a curated record. The transcript is spliced from 4 exons. Lineage: Eukaryota; Fungi; Ascomycota; Lipomycetes; Lipomycetales; Lipomycetaceae.
AUGAGUCUUGCCAGUGGCCCUUUGUCGGGUCUUAUACCUCUUCUUUCGUGCGAUGAAUGUUCUAGCUUGGCGACAAGGCAGAAGAAGGAAAUCCCCGAUGCCGUCAGAACCACAGUCCAGCUUCUAAAAUUUUCAGAGAUCAAAGCAGACACGACACAACAGGCCUCUACAAGUCCAAAUGAGCAGUCUAAAAUAUUUAACCACCUCCUAGAAUCGACGCAGGGUUUUUUGGUGGAAGACAGUAGCGCGAAGAUCCAGGCGGCUGUGAUCAUUGCGCGUGAUCUUCCUGAAUCAGUUGGCCGAGAUGUGCUUUUACAGUGCGCACAAGCGCUGAUGUGUAUAGCCACUGAGGCCUUUGAUGCAUUGGCGACGGAUGAGCUGUCGUUUGAUAAACCUGCGGAGACGUUUGUGUCUGAACUGCUGUCAACGUUGUCAGUUUCCCGAGACUCGUUGACCAAGGACGUCUAUCGAUUAACAUCGAUUUUCGAGUUCCUGGAAGAACUGUUUCAAGGUCCCGAAGUCUCCGGGCUUGACAGCGAGAUCUUGAAUGACAUUGCGACGCUAUCAUAUGCGUUUCAAUUAAUCAACUCCAAGACCGUUGCGCAGAAAGCUAGUCGGUUGAUUCUUACGCCUCCAAUGCUCGACAGCAUACUCUAUCGCAUCUCAAUCGACGUGAUGACGCGCGGACUGUCACUCCAGCUGUCAUUGCACAAUACACAGGCCUUAUAUUUUCUCACUGCUGUUGUUGAGCAGCAACGAUUCACUUCGUCUGAGAGAUUCCAGCAGCUCGUUUGCAUACCGACGUUUUGGACAGAUCUGGCAGAGAAUUUGGUCGAAGGCUCUCCGGAACGGCGAAAGCUUUGUUUGUAUAUCUUGGAGCAGAGUCUACACUCAAUAACUGGCGACGUGUCUAUUCCUGGAGUUGUUCAGUUCAAGAUUACUAGUCGUACGCAGUACUUGCGCCUCUGGUCCAAAUUCUUCACUGUGGCUAGGAUAAUCGCCAUCGACGCUUCUUUACAUCAAGCCCAAGCUUCCCUGAGAGAUCUAUUCUCUCUUCUCCCUGACAAAAAAGCGAUAAACAAUCCCUCAGUUCCGAUUUUGUGGCCAAUGUGCCUGCUUAGAUUGGGCCUGACCUCCUCUCUCUCAUCCGUCCGGGUUGAAGUUGCAAAGUUUAUGCUCAGCCUAUCGGCCUCCCAACUGAGCCUGUUCAAGGACUCUUCUGCUGAAUUUCUUGACCUCUUGUUUGAGUUCAUCGGACAAGCAUCGUUCUUCACUGUCGAGACCGCAGGGAAAUCGUUCUAUUGCGCUCAUGGCGAUCUGAUUAGCGAUUUCGUCUCUCGUGCUCUGCACGCGUUUGAGAAUCCAGUUUCGGUUAUUGAUAUGCUUCUCGAUAUCGUGAUUAUCGAACGAGGCAGGAAAAAAUUUGAGGCGCUGCUGGUAUAUACCCUACGCGGCAUUUACUCCGUGCUGUACAAAGAGAGGAGCUUUUGUACCGACAUGGGCCUAGAAACUGAUCGACGGCUGCUUAAGCUUCUAGAAAUGAAGUUUGAAAACCUGACGUUAAAAAGAGUGUUGACUUUGUACGUGAGCCGGUUGAGGCUGCUGCUGAACGGCGACUAUAUAUCUGUGAAUCAGUAUGUCGAUGGUGCACUGGCAAGUUACGACUGUGUGGAUGAUGCAGUUGAGAAUAUUACGUUGUGGAUCAAUCCUCUGCAUCUUGAUCAGUUCAGUGAAUUGGUUGCCUCUGAGCUUGCGCGGUACGCGUCAAUCGAUUGGUCUGAUGAUAGAGCGCGCAGAAAUACGGCGAUUUGCUGCAGAGUCCACUUGAGUCUGAACAAAGCGAUUCCACCCUCAAUCUUGAGUAUUCUCGGCGAUUCUGCGAUUGAUCAGGACAUGCGGCUACAUCUUGCUGCGAUUAUUUCAAGUGAAGAGUUGGAGUUAGCUCCAGAAGCUCAGAAAGCAGAAUUCUUGAGCGCAAAGACUAGUUUGAUCUUCUCUGUUCUCACCGGAGCAAAAGAGACCAUCGAAACUCCGGAUUUGCAGCAAUGGCUGGAUCAGCUUCGUGAACUUUACGAUCCGGGGUGCGGCAAAGAGACUUGCGAGCUCGCAAAUUCAGUCUGCGGUCUGCUGCUUGAUAGUACGCUUAAAGAUUCUGGGCCGAUGCAGCUGGCGACGGGGAGACUAACACACUUUUCUAGUCGAGAUUUCUACCGAGCUUUCAACGACUUCUUAACCGCAGUAUUCUCAUUAUGUCGGAUCCGGAUGAAGUAUCAUCAUGAAAAGACACUAUUCCAGCCAAUCAUCAGCGCCAUCGGCAAACUAAUCCAGAGCGCGCAUACCGCCGAGAAUCUGAACCUGUACUGCGAAUUCAUCAGAGACAGUCUUGCAUCUCUUGAUCCGUCCGAGGAAUUCCUCUCCCACCUUCUCGACAUCAACUAUCAAAUCUGGGAGAGCAUGGUCGGAAGCAAUUCGUCGACAGCACAUCAGUCGUUCGGGCUUACUGCCAUCGAAGUGAUAUUCAAUCCAGCAUUGCUAGCUCGUGCUGUGGCUACCAACCAGCCGAGCGAGAGGUUGGAGGCCAUUGCUCAUGAGAUGGUUCGUCUGGGCUACGCGCGAAGACUCGUGCUUUCUACAUUUGCUCGCAAUCUUCAUGAGUUUUUGAACACGUAUCCAGCUGAAUUUAACCAGAGUACAUGGAUUGCGGAUAUCCUGGUCGAGCUGUACUGUUUCCAGCAAAACCGCGACAACUUGUUUCUGAUUGACGAGCCAGUUGUUGAAGUUUGCGUGAGCGAUGGUUUACAAACGCAAAGAAACCUCCCAGAAAUGGUCGGCAAGGCUCAUGUAACUACCAUCCUGGGCCACAAAAGUAUAUCCGAGUCGUUUGCGCACGCGAUCCUUCAGGCUAUCGAUAACUUCUCCCCCUCGUUAUUUGCGUUGGAAACAGGCGGCGAGGCAGCUUCAGAGUUGCAGCGGGUGUCAUUGUCCGAACUUCUCUUGUUAGUCGGAGACUUUGUCGACACCUCCUCGCGGCAGUCUUAUGCUAGUCGGCUACUCGAGGUUUUGAAGUCCGAGUUUAGUCCGCGGGUCCGGACGUCGCUAGAGUGGAUGCUGGCUCGUCUGGUUUCGAAUGACGAAAACUUAUUUGACCUCGUCAUAUGGGAUCCACUGAGCACGCCCGAAGACAGGCCACGAUACUUGGCGAGUAUUCUUACAAUCGUAGUCCUCAUCAUCCGAGCUCGGUUCUCGAAGGGGCAAGUUGGGGAGUGCUGCGAUUUGAUUAACCGGUUCUGUCCUAUGCUGCUUGCGUUUGCGACUACAAACCGAGCCGUGCUUCGGCAUACUGCGACGUCGCUGAUUCUGGGAAUCAGGGACAUGGUCGACACACUUGCAGUUACGGACUCACUGAAAGUCACGUUCAAUAUCGUGGAUCAGCACGUACGAGCUAGUCCUACAUUUGGAACAUUUGUGUAUGGCGACGAUGUUCUUUGGGACAUCUAUAACGAUUUCAAUAUUGUGUCUGUCUGUGGUUUUGUGUCGUCCAAGGUCAACGAUCAGAUCAAGUUGCCGCGAUAUGAGUUGACCGAUGAACUCAUGCGUAUGGCCGCACUGCCGGCGGACACGAUGCGAGUGAAAAAGUACGCCGGCUACGACGAGCAAAGCAGCGCGAUUGACGCAACCGACAGCAGCAAGAAAUCCUCAGCCAAACUCGCUUCCGCGCAGGGCUUUGUGACUCCGGUCGACGAAGACACAAACAGCUCUACCUUGCAGACCAAGUCCAACACAAGAAUCACGACGCCCCGCCCGGUGCGGACUACGAAAGGACGUAUGAUUGUGCUUGCGUCGUUGGUCGACAAGGCGCCGAAUUUGGGCGGCAUCUGUCGGCUGGCAGAUGUGCUGGGCGCCGAGCUUCUGUGUAUCCCGGACAUGACUCUGAUCCGAAGCCGGGAGUUUCAGGCCGUGGCGGUGACGGCGGAUAAGUGGAUGCCGAUGAAGGAGGUCAAGCCGGACUAUAUUUCCGAAUACCUCCAGCAGUGCCGGGUCAAUGGGUACAAGAUCUGGGGAAUCGAGCAGACGGACGACAGUACGGUGUUGACUAGCGAGCUGAAGUUCCCGGAGAAGGUGGUGUUGAUUCUGGGCAAGGAGAAAGAGGGUAUUCCGCCCUCUCUGCUGCGGGAGCUAGAUUGCGCGGUUGAGAUUAAGCAGGUUGGAAUUGUUCGGAGUAUGAAUAUCCAGACUGCCACUGCGGUUGUUGUCAACGCAUACGCGAUGCAGCAUUGCUGA